AUGAAUAACAAAACAGGUUGCUUUUUAUGGAACCUUAGGCAAUUCAGUACUUUAGUUUCAACAUGCAAGAGAAGAACUGUCAAACUAGUAUAUCCUUUGGGAUUUUGCAGAACAGUAAAUGUUCUUCCAUAUUGGAACCCAAGAAACAAAUUCUUAAAUGACCAUGAAAAUGGAAUGCAGUUAUCUAUUAAAUAUUUCUUUCAGGAUGCACUGAGUUUUAAAUCGGGAGAUGUUGGCUUUCAAACAAAUGGCAUAAGUACUGUACGAGUCCCUAUGAAUGACAGAUUACUUUGCCCUAGAAGAUUGUCAUUUGACUCAAAACGUUCUUUUGCCACUGUUGGUAUGUCUGAUGGUGGACUGAAGAAAAUAGACUUUGAUCAUGAGGUCUCCAAUGAAGAUGUUCUCAUUAAGGAAACAAAACCAAGCCAUCAAAAACUGUCUCAGGAGUACAAUUCCCUGAGUGAUGUGUUGGAUGCCUUUUCAAAAGCCCCUACAUUUCCUAGUAGUAACUAUUUCUCAGCAAUGUGGAAAAUUGCCAAAACGAUGUCUGAAGACCAGAAAUGCAUUGAAAAGCAACUGAUGUUUAACCACCCUGCUUUUAGCCAGCUGUGCGAACAUCUGAUGAGAGAAGCCAAGAUUAUGUACUGUGACCACCUGCUGUUCAGUCUUCAUGCUGUAGUGAAACUUGGCCUCCCUCAAAAUACGCUACUGGUGCAAACUUUGCUGAGAGUGGUUCAGGUACGGAUCAAUGAGUGUGAUGAGAAAUGCCUUUCAGUUUUGUCAGCUGUUCUAGCAGCAAUGGAGCCUUGCAAGAAUGUGGACGCUCUUCGAGCGGGAUUACGGAUACUAGUUGAGCAGCAAGUUUGGAAAAUAGAACAUGUCUUCACAUUACAAACUCUGAUGAAAUGUCUUGGAAAAGAUGCACCGAAUACUCUUAAAAGGAAACUGGAGAUGAAAGCUGUGAGAGAACUAGACAGAUUUUCUGUUCCGAACAGUCAGCACAUGUUUGAGGCUCUGGCUGCCAUGAAUCUCCGUUCAGUUGUACUGUUAAAUGGAUGCAGUAAGAUGGUUGUAGAUAAUAUCCAUGAAUGUCCUUUUAAGAAAAUGGUCUGCAUAUUACAGUCCUGCAGAGAUCUCCGGUACCGUAACUUUGAUCUCUUCAAGGGAAUAGCAGAUUAUGUGGUUUCCACUUUUGACGUGUGGAAGUUGAAACAAGUUUUCUUACUCCUAGCUUUAUUUGAAAACUUGGGCUUUCGACCUGUUGGCUUGAUGGACUUGUUUAUGAAGAAAGUAGUAGAGGAACCUGAAUUCUUAAACAUGAAAAACACCCUGGCUAUUCUUCUUGUGUAUUCUUCUCUCAAUCACUUCCACGAGCACCAGAACAAAGAGUUCCUAGACAUUAUGGCUGAUGCUCUGACUGGCUGUCUUCACCAGAUCUCUUCUGAAAACCUGUUGAAUGCUGUGUACUCAUUUUGCUUGAUGAACCAUUUUCCCCUGGCAGCUAUUAAUCAGCUUCUCCAAAAGGACAUCAUCAGUGAGUUGCAGACAUCAGGAAAUGUGAAGAGGAAUGCUUACAAGCUUCAUCUCUUAGCCACGUGCCUAGAACUUGAAGAUACUCCCUAUCGCAAGUCCACAGAUGUGGCUCUGCCGGCUGUGCCAUCAGCACCAGUGUAUCCAAAUGCAAAGCUUGAAGAGGCGUUAAGUAGCCUUCUGGGAGGUGAAGGUUGCUUCUCCAAGAAUGUGCAGUUGCCACAUAAUUAUCAUAUUGAUUUUGAAAUUAGAAUGGAUCCUAGCAGAAGUCAAGUGUUUCCAGUUUCUGACACGGAUGUGGUAUCAUCUGCUGCAGAUAUUCAAAGAGUAGCUGUGCUGUGCAUUCCUAGAUCUAGUUAUUGUUUUAAUUCAAACCACCCCAGAGGAUUGCUUGCCAUGAAGAUGCGACAUUUGAAUAUAAUGGGCUUUCAUGUUGUCUUGGUCAAUUCGUGGGAGAUUGAAAGACUAGAGAUCAACGAUGCCGUCACAUUUUUGAAGAAUAAAAUCUAUUCAAGUGAAGCCCUUCUUACCACUGAUGUUAAUUUGGAAAAUACGUGUUAA
Elephantulus edwardii (Cape elephant shrew) is the source of this 2091-nucleotide messenger RNA. RefSeq names its product FAST kinase domains 2 (gene FASTKD2). Bases 1 to 2091 code for a protein of 696 amino acids. The transcript is spliced from 11 exons. Gene Ontology annotation, molecular function: RNA binding. Lineage: Eukaryota; Metazoa; Chordata; Mammalia; Macroscelidea; Macroscelididae. Gene Ontology annotation, cellular component: mitochondrial matrix; ribonucleoprotein granule. Gene Ontology annotation, biological process: mitochondrial RNA processing; regulation of mitochondrial mRNA stability. The record is from RefSeq and is a predicted model, not a curated record.